This is a messenger RNA of Toxorhynchites rutilus septentrionalis, 585 nucleotides long. It is a transcript of the gene RpL27A, whose product is annotated as 60S ribosomal protein L27a. Gene Ontology annotation, cellular component: ribosome; cytosolic large ribosomal subunit. The coding region runs from base 88 to 537 and encodes 149 amino acids. The transcript has 4 exons. Gene Ontology annotation, molecular function: structural constituent of ribosome. Gene Ontology annotation, biological process: translation. The record is from RefSeq and is a predicted model, not a curated record. Lineage: Eukaryota; Metazoa; Arthropoda; Insecta; Diptera; Culicidae.
UCUUCUGCGUUCUUUUUCCGGCAGACUUCACUGCUGUCGAACACAUUUCGUGAAAGCAGCGUAGAGUUUUCCCUUUUUUCAAUCACAAUGGUCAAUCUACGCAAAAGGAAGAAGACCAGGAAACUACGUGGUCAUGUCAGCCACGGUCACGGUCGUAUUGGCAAGCAUCGUAAGCAUCCUGGAGGUCGUGGUAAUGCUGGUGGUAUGCACCAUCACCGAAUCAACUACGACAAAUACCAUCCCGGAUACUUCGGUAAAGUUGGUAUGAGGAAUUUCCAUCUCAACCGAAACCACAAGUACUGCCCAACCUUGAACCUAACCAAGCUGUGGUCGCUGGUCGGCGAAGACAAGCGUAUUGAGUGCAAGAAGGACGAAUCUAAGGUUCCAGUUGUGGAUCUAGUGAAAUUCGGAUACUUCAAAUUGCUCGGAACAGGCCACAUUCCCAAGCAGCCCAUCAUUGUGAAGGCUAAGUUCUUCUCGCGUAAUGCUGAAAGGAAGAUUAAGAUGGCAGGAGGUGCAUGCGUCUUGAGGGCGUAAAAGAAAAUAAAAACAUAAAGAAAUAAGAAAUAUACCGGUUAAAAUGAA